Fundulus heteroclitus (mummichog) is the source of this 1925-nucleotide messenger RNA. Its product is annotated as mitochondrial folate transporter/carrier. The record is from RefSeq and is a predicted model, not a curated record. The coding region runs from base 279 to 1256 and encodes 325 amino acids. Gene Ontology annotation, cellular component: mitochondrion. NCBI's taxonomy places the organism in Eukaryota, Metazoa, Chordata, Actinopteri, Cyprinodontiformes, Fundulidae. The transcript is spliced from 7 exons. Gene Ontology annotation, molecular function: folic acid transmembrane transporter activity; FAD transmembrane transporter activity. Gene Ontology annotation, biological process: folate import into mitochondrion; nucleotide transport.
CUUGACUCUUUAUCUAAUCGGUUGUUCGCUACAAGGUCGAGUUAGGAGAGGGGUGUGUGGCUGGUCCUGACUUUUAAGCAUGGCGCAGCUGUGCGGCUUCGCCUCAUGUCAGAAACGUGGUCCAGUUUGUUGACUCGCGGGUAAACGCGAGAGGGAGCUUAGCUCGCCCGCGUGUCACAUUCAAAUGCUUCCGCUGCGCUCAGGUCGAUGCUUCUAGCGCUCUGAGCCCGGCUAGCCGCAGGGAGCUAGCGGAGUGGAAGUCUCCCUGUCUGUCAGGGAUGAGCUCGGCGCCGGAUCACGGUGCCGUGGCGGAGACGGCGGCGCUGCCCGGCAAACAGGUCUCCGCCGUCUCCCUCGCUGGACACGUCCAGCAGGUCUUCAGCCAUGUGAAGGUGGAAAACCUGGUGGCAGGACUGAGCGGCGGCGUGGUGUCCACCCUGGUGCUGCACCCGCUGGACCUGGUGAAGAUCCGGUUCGCAGUUAGUGACGGACUGGAGCUGAGGCCUAAGUACAGAGGUAUACUGCACUGCAUGAAGAGUGUGUGGCACCAGGAGGGGCUGAGGGGGCUCUACCAAGGGGUCACCCCUAAUAUUUGGGGCGCUGGCGCGUCUUGGGGCCUCUACUUCUUCUUCUACAACGCAAUCAAAGGCUACGCAAAGGAAGGGCGACAGACUGAACUACGCCCGGCGGAGCACCUGGUGUCGGCGGCUCAAGCAGGCAUCCUGACCCUCACCAUAACCAACCCGAUCUGGGUCACUAAGACCCGGCUGGUCCUGCAGUACAGCGCCGACCCCACUAGGAAGCAGUACAAGGGCAUGGUGGACGCCCUGGUGAAGAUCUACCGCCACGAGGGGAUCCCAGGACUUUACAAAGGCUACGUUCCCGGUCUGUUUGGCACGUCGCACGGGGCUCUGCAGUUCAUGGCCUACGAAGAGCUCAAGAGAGACUACAACAAAUAUAAGAAUGUGCCCUCAGAGGCAAAGCUGAGUGCUCUGGAAUACAUCACAAUGGCAGCACUAUCCAAGAUAUUUGCCGUAGCCACAACGUACCCGUAUCAGGUGGUGCGAGCCCGCCUGCAAGACCAGCACAACCGAUACAGCGGAGUCAUCGACGUCAUCAGACGGACGUGGAGGAACGAAGGCUUUACGGGCUUCUACAAAGGCAUCGUCCCAAACGUGAUCCGUGUCACCCCGGCCUGCUGCAUCACCUUCGUGGUGUUUGAGAACGUGUCCCGCUUCCUCCUCGGGACAAAAUGAGAGAGGCCGAAGAGGCCGGCGCGGGCCUGGAGCGCCGGCGGAUAGGCCGGAGCCACCCUGAGACAAAGAGGGGACUGUGUUCAGCCCCAGGCUCUCUCUUCAUUAAGUGGAGAUGUGUGAGGCAUUCGCUUGGAUUUAAACAAAAAAAAGAAAAAGUUGCAGAUUGAAGCAACAGGCACAGCUAACAGCCGGGUUAGUUUUUAUUUCCGUUUUAAAUUUUGGGCUUUCAGCGAAGCGGGGUGAAAAGGCUCCGAUUUAAGCGCACAGUUGGGUCAUUGGGAUGACUUAUCUCAGGCUGCUGUGGUAAUGUGACUGCUUUUUUUCUCAAACAGUGGUAACUGGAACCCAAUAGGAGGGGGCAUGGUAUAAGGACACAUGGUUGCCACAGAGAAAGUUAUGUUUACAAUAUUGUCCGGCAGCAGGAGGAAGAACGGAAGAUAUUUAAAGCUUGAUCGUCUGCAUCAAGAUCGUCUCAGGUCUCCAGUUUCACGCAUUUCUUUUUCGUCAUCCCCGUGGGAGCUGCAGUGGCGGUGAUGGGUGUUUAGCCUAAUCACACCUCUCCAUAAAGUCACGAUUUGUUCCGAUAACCCAAAAUGUAAAUGCAUUUUUUUAUGACAUGUGCUUUAUGGUUUGUGAACACAUUAAAUGUGUUAUGACCCAUUUUAAUGU